AUGGCGACUGUUCAAGGAUUUCCCAAGUGGUUACUGAAUUGUAAAGAUGAUAUCACGAAAUCAAAGGAAUGGAGCUCAUUUCUAAAGGAAUUACAUGAUGCUAUACAACAACAACUAACAGAGAGUCAUGUUCAAUAUUUUACUGAUUUAUCUGAACCAGAAAAGGAACUGUUUAUGCUCAGAGCAACUAAGGCUAUAGAAGGAGGUAAUGUGUAUAAAAAUGUAUCAGGAAAAGUUUCCAAUCUGUUAGAUCAACAUCUGAAUAAUGAUGUAGCUAAACAGUUACUAGAGGAUUACCCCAUAGACACCAAAUCAGAUUUAAUUAUAGAAGGUGCAGAAGAAGGGGCAUUAAGUUUAUUGAAAAAAUGGCCAGAAUUCAAAUCCAAACUCCAUAUCUGUCUGAACCAACCUUUACCUCCUACUAUGAGACAACUUGCUUGGAGGCUGUAUCUUAGCAACACUAAAUUUCGUAAAACCUAUUUAGAAUUAUUAAAGACUGAUAGAAAGAGUUGUAUAUCACCACAUGAUCUAGAUAUAUCACGAAAAUGUGAACAACUAUUAUUAUCAGAACCUACAUUUGAUGAGUUGAAAGGUUCAGUAGGAGCAUUUUAUGCAAUGAAGGCUGUUCUAUCAUAUAAUCAUGCUAUACAGAGAAGUAAAACAAGAGUCAGAGAUAUGGACUAUAUGUUAAUUGUUCCUUUUGUUCAAGUUGCUGCUCCUAACUUUUCAAGAAACGAACCAGCACCAAAUCGUGUUGUUGCCAUGUUAGUAGAAGAAUUUUUAACAUUCAAUGAAUCUAAACCAGGUUAUAUAACAGAUUCAGGCUCUCAGACAGACAAUGAAGAAAUGACAGCAUUCUCUAAUAAAGUUUUAGUUAUAUUAGAAAAGUUAUAUCCAGAAAUUCCAAGAAUUAUUGGUUCUGCUUAUGUUCCUUCUCAAGAAAAGACUGAAGCCAGUUCAAAAGCAGUGUUAACAGAAGGUUUAACAAUGUUAAUAAGACCAUUCAUUAGAGCUGUGUUUGUUGGUUAUCUGAAGAUGGAUGUAUUACUCUAUGUAUGGGAUCAGUAUAUAAUUGGACUAGAUAUCCCAGGGUUUGGUACUGAAUGGUUGGCAGUGGUAACAGCUACAUUGUUAGGUUUAUUACAAGAAUAUCUUAAAAACUGUAAUGAUCCAACAGAACUAGAAAACAUAAUAGCAGAAGAAUCUCCAAAAUUGACAAUACCACAGUUUCAAUAUGAGGUGAAGAGACAUCAUUAUAGAGACUUACUUGCAAUGUUAACCAAAGAUCAGAAAGCAGCUAUGCCAGUUUUAGAUCCUACACAAGCAAGCCACCCACCAUGGCGUCACUGGCAUAAUGAUGUCAUACCACCCUUCACUAAACCACAAGAUAGGAGGACUGCAAGAGAAGAAAGAGAGGCUGAAAGAGAGAGGUUAUUGCAGCAACAAAAAGAUGCUAAAAAUUACUUAAGAGAUCAAGAAUAUAGAGAGAAAAGAGAAGAAGAGGAAGAGUACACGAGAGCUGCUGCAGCUGAAAGAUUCCGUGUUGAACAGGAGAGAUUACAAUUAGAAGAUCAGUUAUACCAGGAAAGAAAACUUCGUGAAGAAAAUGAAAGAAGAGCUCAACAGGAAAUAGAAAGAUUACGAAUGGAAGUGGAAAUAUUAAAAUAUCAACAUAAACCUAUGAAAUCACCAACACCAUCUGUAAACAGUUCCAUGUCUUUCAUCAGUCGAGUGUUAUUACCUCCACCACCAACAGCAGCCUCUCAAACUCCAGGUCCUGGUUUACCUGUAAUAUUAGAAUCACCUACUCACACCCCAUCUCGUGGACAGACACCUCGACAGCAGACACAGAAUGUAGUACUGGAUUUCUUAAAUAAAAUUAGAAAAACUGUUGAUAUAGUGUCCCAUGGGGAAGGUGAUGACAGGUUUAUGAUAGAAUCAGAAACAGAUAAAUAUAUUGAACAGAACAUAGCGGACAUUAAACGAGCUGAGGUUGAGGUGUUAGGUCAAAGGUUAAAACCAGGAGAAUUUGAAGCCAUGCCAUAUCAAAAACAACAAGAAAUCAGUGAUGAUAUGAUGGUUUUAAUACAGAAGUGGAGAGAAGAUAGACGUGCUGCUGAACUUAGACAAUCUAGACAAUCUUUAUAG
Messenger RNA from Lottia gigantea (owl limpet), 2148 nucleotides. RefSeq lists its product as hypothetical. The transcript is spliced from 19 exons. The record is from RefSeq and is a predicted model, not a curated record. The coding region runs from base 1 to 2148 and encodes 715 amino acids. NCBI's taxonomy places the organism in Eukaryota, Metazoa, Mollusca, Gastropoda, Lottiidae.